Molecule: messenger RNA, 369 nt
Organism: Ilex paraguariensis (yerba mate)
Lineage: Eukaryota; Viridiplantae; Streptophyta; Magnoliopsida; Aquifoliales; Aquifoliaceae
Source: the annotation of a GenBank genome assembly
AUGGUUUAUGAGGCGGGUAAGAUUAAAUACUUCCACCACAAACACCCAGAUUACAUGUCAUUGUUGGUGCUUGACGAAAUGGCUAAGCAACAAGUAUUCAUUGUCUUCAAUACAUUGUACCCCAACACUAUUGCUAACAUUUACAUAGAACAUCGAACAAUCAAGGAUGUUAUUGAUGGCCAAGACUUCACAAAAUAUUAUGUUGAAAUGAGACAUUCAGUUGUAAUUGAGGAGAUUAAUGAAGAUGAUGUGGAUGUGUUAGAUUAUAGUCAAGUUACUGAAGUCCUCAAGAUAGAUUGUUGUAAUAGAAAAAAUUUGCUAGAGUAUUCUGAAGUCAAUGCAAGUGGUGAUGUUGGAGGAGAAGAAUAG